AUGUGUUGCUGGUUGUAUAUGUUGCUGGUUGUAUGUGUUGCUGUUGUAUGUGUUGCUGGUUGUAUGUGUUGCUGGUUGUAUGUGAUGCUGGUUGUAUGUGUUGCUGGUUGUAUAUGUUGCUGGUUGUAUAUGUUGCUGGUUGUAUAUGUUGCUGGUUGUAUGUGUUGCUGGUUGUAUAUGUUGUUGGUUAUAUAUGUUGCUGGUUGUAUGUGUUGCUUGUUGUAUGUGUUGCUUGUUGUAUAUGUUGCUGGUUGUAUGUGCUGGUUGUAUGUGUUGCUGGUUGUAUAUGUUGCUUGUCGUAUGUGUUGCUGGUUGUAUAUGUUGCUGGUUGUAUAUGUUGUUGUUCGUAUGUGUUGCUGGUUGUAUAUGUUGCUUGUUGUAUGUGUUGCUGGUUGUAUAUGUUGUUGUUCGUAUGUGUUGCUGGUUGUAUGUGUUGUUUAUCUGAUUGUGCAAUAUACUUAA
This is a messenger RNA of Mercenaria mercenaria, 462 nucleotides long. RefSeq lists its product as uncharacterized. NCBI's taxonomy places the organism in Eukaryota, Metazoa, Mollusca, Bivalvia, Venerida, Veneridae. The record is from RefSeq and is a predicted model, not a curated record. The transcript has a single exon. Bases 1 to 462 code for a protein of 153 amino acids.